GCUGAACGGCGGGAUAAAACCCAGCAUGUGUGAGGGGACGUGGGCAUUGUGAGACAUGGAGAGCAUACGGCCUGCCACUCCAAUGUGGAGCAUUAUCCUGCUGCUCGCUUUCUGCCAAACUACUCUGCAAGGAGGAGUCCCUGGUGCCGGGGCAGGAGGCCAGUUCUACCCAGGAGGAGCGGGUGUGGGCGCAGGAGGCGUAUACCCUGGCGCAGCAUUAGGAGGAGGUGGAGUACCCGGAGCCGGAGCAGGGUUAUAUCCUGGCGGAAAACCCCCUAAACCAGGUGUAGGUGGCCUUGGAACUGGCAGUCUAGGCGGUGGUGGUGUUGGACCUGGUGGAUAUGGGCCUGGUGGAUAUGGGCCUGGUGGUGCGGGACCUGGUGGAUAUGGACCUGGUGGCUAUGGACCUGGUGGUGUAGGACCCGGUGGCUAUGGACCUGGUGGUGUAGGACCUGGUGGCUAUGGAACUGGUGGUGUAGGAGCUGGUGGAAAGCCUCCAAAACCAGGAUAUGGAGGUGUUGGAACUGGAGUAGGUGGUGUUGGUGGAACUGGAGUAGGCGGUGUUGGUGGAACUGGUGUUGGUGGUGUUGGUGGAGUCGGAGGCGUUGGUGGAGUUGGUUCCCCAGGGGGUCAACAAGUUGAAGAAGAGCCAACAAACGCCUCAGGAGGCAUUGGAGUUCCACAGGGAGCUGGAGGCAAGCCAGGAAAAGUACCAGGCACAUACCCAGGUGGAACAGGUUAUGGCACAGGUGGAGGCCCAGGCUUGUACCCUGGAGGAGUGCCAGGUGCUGGGGGUGUUAUCCCAGGAGUCAGUACAGGGGUUGUGGUUCCACAAACCGGUGGUCAGCCAGGAGCGGGCGGAAAACCAGGAAAAUUGCCAGCUGCUGGAAUUCCCGGAGUCUAUCCCGGAGCAGUGUUACCUGGUACAGGCACUCGAUACCCAGGAGUUGGUGUGCUUCCUGGAGUGCCAACUGGAACUGGAGUGAAACAGAAGGCACAAGGUGGGGGAGCAUAUGCUGGAAUUCCAGGAUUUGGUGCGUAUGGGGGACAGCAGCCCGGUGUUCCUUUAGGAUAUCCUAUCAAAUCUCCUAAACUUCCAGGAGGAUAUGGGCUUCCAUAUACAUCAGGGAAACCUGGGGGAUAUGGUGCUUAUGGACAAGGUAGUCUCGGAGCUGGUGGGAAAGCUGGAUACCCAACAGGAACUGGGGUUGGUACUCUUGGAGCAGGAGGAGCCGCAGCUGCUGCCAAAGCAGCAAAAUAUGGGAUUGGUGGUGUACCUGGGGCUGUACCCGGUACGGGCAUUGGACCUGGUGGCUUAACUCCUGGAGGUGGGGCCGUUCCUGGUGUUGUCCCUGGUUUGUAUCCUGGAGCUGGUGGUUACCCUGGUGGAGGAUUGGUGCCAGGAGCAGUUGGAGGUCAGGGAGGUGGAAAACCACCCAAAUAUGGUGUCCCAGGAGCCGGUGGAGGGCCAGGUAUUGGUGGUGUAGCAGGAGUUGGUGGUAUUGGUGUGCCCGGAGCUGGUGGAGUUCCAGGUGCUGGUGGGGUUCCAGGUGCUGGUGGUGUACCUGGUGCUGGCGUUGGUGGACUGGGUGUUAAACCACCUAAAACUGGAGCCGGGAUUGGAGUUGGACCAGGAGGAGCUGGGAUUGGAGUUGGACCAGGAGGAGCCGGGGUCGGACCAGGCGGAGUACCAUCAGGUGUUGGCGUUGGACCAGGAGGUGUAGGAACUGGAGGGGUCGGUGGCUAUGUUAAGCCCCCUAAGACAGGAGCAGGUGGAGUUGGACAAGGUGGUUUAACAGGAGGACCUGGUGGCUUUGGUCCAGGUGGAGCUUAUGGCUUUCGUCCAGGUGGUGUUGGUGGUACUGGUGCAGCAGGCGGAGGAUUGUACCCAGGGAAACCACCCAAACCAGGUUAUGGAGCUGGCGCAGGUCUCGGAGCUGGUGCAGGUUAUGGAACUGGUGCAGGUCUCGGAGCUGGAGCUGGUGCAGGAGUACCUGGUGGUGGUGCAGGAACUGGAGCUGGGUAUUAUCCAGGAGCUGGACUGGGAACAGGCGGUCAAGGAGCUGGAGGUCAGUACCCAGGAGCAGUAGGAAAGCCACCAAAACCAGCAGGCUAUGGAACUGGACCCGGUGGAUACGGACCAGGGGCCGGUGGAUACGGGCCGGGGGCCGGUGGAUACGGAACAGGGGUCGGCGGAUACGGAACUGGGCCUGGUGGAUACGGAACUGGGACAGGUGGAUAUGGACCUGGUGCUGGAUAUGUGCCUGGUGCUGGCAUAGGAACAGGAGUAAGACCAGGAGCUGGAGGCGUGUACCCCGGAGCUGGAGGCAAACCACCAAAACCAGGCUAUGGAGCUGGAGCAGGGUUGGGUACUGGAGCUGGUGGUUUACAAGGAGGCGGCUUGGGAACUGGAGGUGGCUACGGUCCUGGAGGUGGAUAUGGACCUGGAGGGAUUGGAGCUGGGGCAGGCACCUACCCGGGAGCAGGCGGAAAACCCCCUAAACCAGGUUACGGAGGAGGAGUAGGUGGUGUAGGCGGAGGAGGUGGUUUUGGGCCUGGAGCUUCAUUAGGAACAGGAGUAGGAGGAGGUGAGAUAACUGGUCAAGGAUACCCCUUAGGAGCCCAAAAACCAGCCAAAUCUUACUACAGAGGUGGUGGACUCUGUGGUCAAGGAAAGUAUUGUGGCCGACGGAGAAAAUAACCAAACAAAGAGCUACGAGUAACCUCAUCAACUAUGGUGCUACUGCAUGGUGUGAAUGUAAAAGGAUCCAAUUAUCCCUCCCCUCUCCUGUCAAUCCGUCCAUAGAGUCCUCCACCAUUUUCUUUUCUCCUGUUCUUGUGAUAUCCAUCUUUAACAAGGAGCCAGGCAGCUACAUUUUAUAGAAGAGCCUGCAAUCUGACACUCGCAAACAUUCGUGCACACAUUUACAGUGUAUACUUUAAUACACUUUACGUAAAAAUGGAAUGUGUGCAUGUUUGUUUGAGUGCGUAUAUACCUGUAUAGGCCAAAGAGAGCAUAUAAUGAGAUGUGCA
Messenger RNA from Pelobates fuscus (common spadefoot toad), 3033 nucleotides. RefSeq names its product elastin (gene ELN). The record is from RefSeq and is a predicted model, not a curated record. Lineage: Eukaryota; Metazoa; Chordata; Amphibia; Anura; Pelobatidae. Gene Ontology annotation, molecular function: extracellular matrix structural constituent. The transcript has 43 exons. The coding region runs from base 56 to 2701 and encodes 881 amino acids.